This is a messenger RNA of Notechis scutatus (mainland tiger snake), 761 nucleotides long. The record is from RefSeq and is a predicted model, not a curated record. Lineage: Eukaryota; Metazoa; Chordata; Lepidosauria; Squamata; Elapidae.
GUGAAAAAGAAUUAUGAAGCCCUCAAGCAAAGACAAGAGGAAGAGAAGAUGGUGCAGAGUUAUUCUUCAAAACUUGAUGAAGAAAGUCAGCCUGUCACUAAAUGGGAAAGAGAUAAUCAGGAAACUACUAGAGAACUUUUGAAGGUUAAAGAUAGAUUAAUUGAAGUUGAAAGAAAUAAUGCAACUCUGCAGGCAGAGAAGCAAGCCCUGAAAACACAACUAAAGCAACUUGAAACACAGAAUAAUAAUUUGCAAGCUCAGAUAACAGCACUUCAAAAACAGACUGUUUCCUUACAGGAGCAAAAUACAACCCUGCAAACUCAAAAUGCGAAACUUCAGGUGGAGAAUUCAGCAAUUAAUUCCCAAAGCACAUCACUUAUGAACCAGAAUGCACAGCUAUUGAUUCAACAAUCAACCUUAGAAAAUGAAAAUGAAUCCAUAAUAAAGGAACGGGAAGACUUGAGAUCAUUUUAUGAUUCUCUAAUCAAAGAUCAUGAAAAAUUGGAACAACUUCAUGAGCGGCAAGCAACUGAAUAUGAAUCUCUCAUUUCUAAGCAUGGAAACCUUAAAUCUGUACAUAAGAAUCUUGAAGUAGAACAUAAGGAUUUAGAAGACAGAUAUAGUCAAUUAUUUCAGCAAAAAGUACAAUUAGAGGAACUGGAAAAAGGCCUCAAAGUGGAGCAAGAAAAGAUGCUUCAGCAAAACAAGAAACAUGAAAUGGUAGUAGUGGAAUACAAAAAACUUUGUGAAGAAAAUGAUAG